Molecule: messenger RNA, 1647 nt
Organism: Fragaria vesca subsp. vesca
Lineage: Eukaryota; Viridiplantae; Streptophyta; Magnoliopsida; Rosales; Rosaceae
Product: myb-related protein Hv33-like
Exons: 2
Coding region: 81-1088 (335 amino acids)
Source: RefSeq, a predicted model, not a curated record
CCCCCCCCUCCCCCCUCCCUCUCUCUCUCUCUCUCUCUCUCUCUCAACCUUAAACUCAGUACUCACUCUAGUUUUGAGCAAUGAGGAAGCCGGAACCCUAUGCUGUAAGUAAUACCGGCGGGAAGAAUAACAAGAACAACAGCGGCAUGAGUAGUAAUAAUAAGCUGAGGAAGGGUUUGUGGUCGCCGGAAGAAGACGAGAAGCUGAUGAGGUACAUGCUCAACAAUGGCCAAGGCUGCUGGAGCGACGUGGCGAGAAAUGCUGGCCUUGAGAGGUGCGGAAAGAGUUGCAGGCUUCGUUGGAUCAAUUACUUGAGACCUGACCUUAAGAGAGGUGCCUUUUCUCCCCAAGAAGAAGACCUCAUCAUCCAUUUCCAUUCCCUUCUUGGCAACAGGUGGUCUCAAAUUGCAGCACGCUUGCCAGGACGAACUGAUAACGAAAUCAAGAACUUCUGGAAUUCGACCAUAAAGAAACGUCUAAAAAUUCUGUCCUCCUCCUCCUCCACUGCCUCACCAAACGCGAGUGAUUCUUCCUCGGAGCAGCCUAACAACAAUGACUUCUUCGCCGCGGCCGGAGGAGGAGGAGGGUUCAUGAACAUCAUUCCACCGUCAAUGAUGCCCAUUUACCCUGAUUCAUCAAUGCAAGCCACCUCCCUGAUCAACCACAUGUUUGAUCCCUUUCCGAUGGUCGAGCAUGGCGGGUACUACAACAAUGGAAACCCAUGCACUGCUCAGAUUGGUUCGGUCGGCAGUGGUAGCAGUACUGGUGAUGAUUGUGGCUUUGGACAAAAUAUUGACGUGUUUGGGAACGUCAAUAUGAGAGUAGAAGAAGACAUCUAUGUGCCUCCCCUAGAGAGCGUAAGCACCAUUGACCACGAUCAAAAUAAUCUCAAAACUGAAACGAUCUUCUAUGAUCAUAACAAUUACUACAGUAACACUAACAAUAUCAUCAAGGGUGAAAACAUGAUUGGGGUUGGGAAUUACUUUGAAGAUGAUCAUCAGGAUCAAGGGUUAACAAUGGGGGAGUGGGACUUGGAGGAUCUGAUGAAAGAUGUUUCCUCCUUUCCUUUACUUGACUACCAGAGUUGAGAUAAAUAAUUGCCUUCCAAUAUUCCCUCUCUUUUCUUUUUCGUCAUCUUUUUUUCCCCUCCCACAUAUACUCCUUAAUUUCUUCUUCAUUUUCUAAUUUGUGAUCCCGGCCUCUUUGUUUCCUCGAUCAAGACUGGUAGAACAUUUCUAGCCAUAUAUAUAGCUUUUACAUUUUGUUUAGGUCUGUCAAACAAUGGGGAGGUUCAUAUAUAGCUUAGAUGAGAGGGGAAAGGUCUGAAAUAAAGGUCACCGACGUCGAUUUAGUAUUCGAGAGAUCGAGAAGCUUUCAAUCGAUCAGUGCUGAGACACAGUUAAUUGUGAAGGAAGUUGUGAAUAGCUGCUGCUGUUGCUGCUGCAUAUAUACAAAUGUAGGCCGAGAAGAGAUGUACAACGUUUACAAGAUGAUCAUGUAUCAAUAAUUAGUUGGUGUAUAAAUUGUAGUUAUUAUGAGAUGUACAAAAGGAAGAAUGGUUGGUGGAAUUUUAUUUUCGGUGGGAAAUAAGUAGGUUGUACUACACAAUAUAUGAUCAUGAAGAUAAUAGACCUCUCUCUCCCUCUC